Molecule: messenger RNA, 327 nt
Organism: Macrosiphum euphorbiae (potato aphid)
Lineage: Eukaryota; Metazoa; Arthropoda; Insecta; Hemiptera; Aphididae
Source: the annotation of a GenBank genome assembly
AUGAUUUUAGAAGAUAACCAAAAUGUCAUCAAACCAAGGAAUAGUCGAGCAGCUCGGCCUAAAGUUGUUUAUCAAUGGACUGUACAAGAUGUUCAAAAAUGGUUUCGACGUCAUUGCUAUGAUUAUUAUGUUUUAUAUGGAGAAAAGUUCUUGCAGCAUGAAAUAAUUGGACGCGCUUUAAUAAGAAUAAAUGAAAACCAACUGUAUCGUAUGGGCAUUAUAAAUCCAGAUCAUAGUCAAGACAUUUGUCGUGAAAUACUUAAACUACGUCUUAAAACUUAUAUUUUAGAGUUUAGAGAUCUGGAACGGAACAAUCUUUAUGAUUAA